Messenger RNA from Bombina bombina (fire-bellied toad), 3240 nucleotides. RefSeq names its product ETS variant transcription factor 6 (gene ETV6). Gene Ontology annotation, molecular function: DNA-binding transcription factor activity, RNA polymerase II-specific; sequence-specific DNA binding. The transcript is spliced from 9 exons. The record is from RefSeq and is a predicted model, not a curated record. Bases 979 to 2316 code for a protein of 445 amino acids. NCBI's taxonomy places the organism in Eukaryota, Metazoa, Chordata, Amphibia, Anura, Bombinatoridae. Gene Ontology annotation, cellular component: nucleus. Gene Ontology annotation, biological process: regulation of transcription by RNA polymerase II; cell differentiation.
GUCUCUUCCAUAAACUGUUUCCCUCCUCCUUUCUCGGAAUUGUUUAGAUCCCUCCUCUUUCAUUAUCUUCCAUUAGCUGUGUCCCACCUCCCUCUUUCCUAAACUAUUUUCCUCUUCUCUUUCCCAGUUACUCCUCCUACCCCCUUCUCUUAUCCCCAAUAGAACACACAUUUACAUUACUCAUUGACAGUGAUAAAUGUCCCCACUUGUCACAGCAUUGUUUAUUAACCUGUAAUUGUACCCAAUGUCCCUCUUGUUAUUUAUUCUCCUAUUACCACUAAUCCCCUUGUUUCUGAAUCUGCUCUCUGAAUGCUUCCUAUUCAACUACUAAUUUCUUAUUUACAAAACUUUUAUGGUUUUCCAGACUCAGGGUCCCCUGGUCUGUCCUAUACUCCCUUCCCCCUCUCCUGUCGCCCAGGCUUGGUUGCCUUGCAUUUCCCAGCUUGUUCCUCUGCUUCCUGGUACCUAUGUCCCUUUAAGAGGCAGAGCUCUAUGCUGGGAAUACACGUCAGUUUCAGGACUUGAACACUAAGAUCAAUGAGCCGGAGGGAAGGAGGGGGAGAUCUCACUUCUGCCUUUUAGUUUCUCUCUUCCAGGAAGGAAAACAGAAAAAAAAACCUGAGAUCCCAAAACACAAGAAACAAUCACACUAGAUCUACAGGACCCUACAAACAGCGAGUGACACCAAGAUCCUAAUACCCUGAUUUGUAAAGCUGGACAUUUGGACAUCACCAACACCCAUGGGUGCAAUGUGCUAACUUGCAGCUACACGGGAUUCCUGGGAAGUUAGGGGGAUUGGGGGGCAACCCCUCACUGCCCCCCUUACGUACCCCAAACAGAGGAUCUUUUUAUUUUAAUUUCUGGCAAUGUCUUCUUCUGCCCAGUGUUACAUUAAGGAUAUCUGAGAUAUGUCACUGUACCACCAGUACACGGGUGACCCUGCAGAGAGUGGCAGCUUCUGGCCUUGAUACCAUCUACAUGCAGAAGCAGGAGCAGAUUUCCUUUUCACCCCCAGAGAGCCCAGGGCAAAACUGCACCACAUCCUCCCCCUCCCCACUCCAUGCCCCCGGGCUGCGAGCUUACAGGAUGGAAGAGGACGCUGUCAGGCUGCCGGCACACCUGCGUCUUCCCCCUGUACACUGGACCAGAGAGGACGUGUCACAGUGGUUGCGCUGGGCAGAAAAUGAAUUCUCAUUGCAUCCCAUUGACAGUAAUACAUUUGAAAUGAAUGGAAAAGCCUUGUUGCUUCUAACAAAGGAAGACUUCAAAUACCGCUGCCCGCACUCAGGUGAUGUAUUGUAUGAAGUACUGCAGCACGCACUGAAGCAAAGGAAAUCCCGUCUUAUCCACUCAUCAUUUUAUCACACUGGAAACUCGCUCCAUAGUCAGUCCGAGGCCUUAAUAUCACACAAUCACCAUGAAGAUCACCUUCCACACAGACCUCCAAGAACACCUUCUGAUGUCCCACUACAGAAUACCCCUACCAUAGAAUUGCUGCACCGCUCCCGGUCACCCAUCUCCUCUAACCACCAUGCUUCCCCUGACCCAGAACCUCGACCACUGCGUUCCCCUUUGGACAACAACCUCAGACGACCCUCCCCCGCUGAGCGCUUACAUCGCCUGCAAAGUGACAACAACCAUCAUACUCAAGAUCCUUACCCAUUGUCUGUUUCUCCUGCUGAAGCUAAUCACUGCCCAGCUGAGCCCCUUCCCAAACCAGGCAGCCCAAGACAGGAGACUCCAAGGGUCAUCCAGCUAAUGCCUAGUCCUAUCAUGCACCCAUUAUUGCUCAAUACAAGACAUCCUGUGGAGUUCAAGCAACCACGGCUGACAGCAGAAGAUGGACAACCAAGGGAGGGAAAGCCUAUGAAUCUAUCUCACCGUGAGGAUAUGGCAUAUAUAAAUCAUAUUAUGGUGUCUGUGUCAUCUCCCGAAGAACAAGCCAUGCCAAUAGGCAGAAUAGCUGACUGCCGGCUGCUAUGGGAUUAUGUGUACCAGCUAUUGUCCGAUAGCCGAUAUGAGAACUUCAUCCGCUGGGAGGAUAAAGAAUUGAUGGUUUUUAGAAUCAUUGACCCCAACGGGCUGGCACGCCUGUGGGGAAAUCACAAGAACAGAACAAACAUGACGUACGAGAAGAUGUCCCGUGCCCUUCGCCACUACUACAAACUCAACAUAAUUCGCAAAGAACCUGGUCAGAGGCUGCUAUUCAGGUUCAUGAAGACGCCAGAUGAGAUUAUGAGUGGGAGGACAGACCGUUUGGAACACCUGGAAUCUCAGGAGCUGGAUGAACAGAUAUAUCAAGAGGACGAGUGCUGAUAGUAAUCUCCCACUGUGCAUUAACUACAGGAGGGUACAGAAGCUGUGCUGUACAAGAAGAGGCAAAGAGAGGACCUAUCUUGUGGGUGAAUAUCGUCCUCCACACUGGAAGUCUGCCUUGCACUAGGGUAUUGGGGACAUGAUUUGGGCUGUGUGGAAUGUACUGGUUGAGCAAUAAGGCUUUUGGAUUCAUCAUGGAGAUAUAUAAAGAAACAAAGUGAAUAAUGCAAGGCUUGUGCAGUACAGCUGAGACGCAGUUAUUUUCAGUGGGAUGGAUGAGCAGGAUACUUAUGGGGAAAGGACCUCUGAGUGUUUGCAUAUAUAAUGACAUAUAUCAAUCACUGGAAAUGUGUCCCAUCAGCAACUGAUAACAAUUUACAGUUGGACAACCCUUAUUUGUUCCAUGUUAUCUAUUCCAGGGCUAGACAUUGUGUGUGUGUGGGGGGGGGUAAUUAUUUUUCGUCACCUCAUCAAGAUGCUGUAUUUGCACUAGAGACAAUAAAUCUUCACCUUGAGACAUCACGUUUAGCCUUUUGACGCAUCUUCAGCCUUUGAUGCCAUUUCCUGUUUUAUCAUCUAAAUCAAUGGUUUCUAUAUCUCUUGUGAGCUCACAUUUUCAUACCAAAUCUACUGUCAUGUAGUUCAGCGGAACUGUUAUACUCGAUGAAAUUUCUUGAUCUUUGGCUCAUCCUGAAUUGCCAUUAUUAAACAUAAAAAAAAACCUAAAAACUUUUAUUUUCUCAAAGAGAACUUUUAAUAAAAUAACUUAGAUGUUUUGGUGGAGUGAACUAUCUGACAACGAAGGGACACAAUGUAUAUCAUUUUAUUUUAGUCACAAGUUUUUUUGUUUUUAACAGUUGAUCGUUCUGUAAACAAUAAUAUCUUUACUUCACUGUGCCACUAAAGGAUGAGUCUGCAGAUUUA